CUGGUACCGUGUAAAUUUAGGAACCAGCCGACCGUCAACAUUUUUUUUGGAAGUGUUUGAGUUAAUUUGACAUCAAAAAAUGGGCGGUGGAGGCAUUGAAGUGCCGGAAGUCCCCCACUAUUCACAAUACAAGUGGCAAAACUACCCGCAGCUGGUUGAACAUCAGAAAAAAUUGGCUGAACACGGGCUACACGAUCCAUGGGCAAGAAACCAUGCUUGGAAAUUUAUCAACAAGUACACAAAAAAUAAAACAUUGCCAUGGUAUAUGAUGUGGACGGUCAAUUAUCCACAAUUUAGAGGCUUUUCAAUUGGAGUAGCAAUCCUUGGUGGAUAUAUAGCGUUUGACAAGCUGUCAGGACGUGCUGCCAAACGAAAGGAAAAUGCACAUCACUAGACAGUGGAAGUACAGUUAAACAAUUUGAAAAACAUAUUUAAACUUGUGUGAAUGACAGAAGCAGGUGGAUGGAAUAGAUCUCUCAAUGUAUUGUGACAGAAAGUUGAAAAAAAGUCAGAAACAGGGUUUUUGUCAUAAACAGAUUAUAUUGAUGUGUAUGUUUAUAUGGAAAUACUAAACUGUUUGGAGAACAUUCUUUGGUAUUUUGUAGCUUCACCACUUUGUUAGUUGAAUGAUUAUUUGAUAAAAUGUGAGAGUAA
Molecule: messenger RNA, 654 nt
Organism: Mercenaria mercenaria
Lineage: Eukaryota; Metazoa; Mollusca; Bivalvia; Venerida; Veneridae
Product: NADH dehydrogenase [ubiquinone] 1 beta subcomplex subunit 3-like
Exons: 3
Coding region: 80-394 (104 amino acids)
Biological process (GO): electron transport chain; mitochondrial respiratory chain complex I assembly
Cellular component (GO): mitochondrion
Source: RefSeq, a predicted model, not a curated record